CCCCUCCCCUCCCCCACGACCACCCUCCCUCAGAUCUAGCAAUUGGUCGGCUGCAAUUGCUUCUCUCGCCAUGUCUCUCUCUUCCGCUUCCAGCUCUCUGCUGCGCGCCUGCGCCCGCCAGCAGCUCCCCACGACCUCCCGCGCCGCCGUCGCCUCCUGCCAACAGCGGAGGGGAGUCUCCGAGGCCUCCAAGUCCUCCUUCCAAAGCCCCUUCGGCUCCUCCGAGGAGUACUCGUCGACCCUGAAGAUCCCCAACUUCAGCAAAUACUCUUCCAAGAAGUCCCCGCGCUCCAACCAGGUCUUCUCCUACUUCAUGGCCGGUUCUCUCGGUCUGGCCUCCGCCGUGGGCGCCAAGGCCACUGUUCAGGACUUCCUCGUCAACAUGUCCGCCUCCGCCGACGUCCUGGCCCAGGCUAAGGUCGAGAUUGGUCUCGGUGCCAUCCCCGAGGGCAAGAACGUCAUCAUCAAGUGGCGUGGAAAGCCCGUCUUCAUCCGCCACCGUACCGCGGAUGAGAUCAAGGAGGCCGAGGAUUACGACUGGAAGGCCCUCCGUGACCCCCAGCCCGAUCAGGACCGUGUCCAGAAGUCCGAGUGGCUGGUCAUGCUUGGUGUCUGCACCCAUCUGGGUUGUGUCCCCAUCGGUGAGGCCGGCGACUACGGUGGCUGGUUCUGCCCCUGCCACGGUUCCCACUACGACAUCUCCGGCCGUAUCAGGAAGGGUCCCGCUCCCCUGAACCUGGAGGUUCCUCAGUACAGCUUCCCCGACGAGGAGUCCCUCGUUAUCGGUUAAACGCAUUCGCAUCGUAUCACCGCCCGUCAUCCGGUUGCUGAGCGACGAUUGACUGAACGCAAAAUGGAGAAGGGGUUGAGACGGAGGAAGUGAGGGAGAGACCAGAAGGUUUGUUUGUUUUUGUGGUUUUAGAUGGACAUCUCAGUGUACCCUUUGUCAAGAUUAUAAAGAGAACUUUGUUUUAAUAUGGAACCGAUUGA
Molecule: messenger RNA, 990 nt
Organism: Aspergillus campestris IBT 28561
Lineage: Eukaryota; Fungi; Ascomycota; Eurotiomycetes; Eurotiales; Aspergillaceae
Gene: rip1
Product: ubiquinol--cytochrome-c reductase catalytic subunit RIP1
Exons: 4
Coding region: 71-790 (239 amino acids)
Biological process (GO): mitochondrial electron transport, ubiquinol to cytochrome c
Cellular component (GO): membrane
Molecular function (GO): quinol-cytochrome-c reductase activity; 2 iron, 2 sulfur cluster binding
Source: RefSeq, a predicted model, not a curated record